AUGAGGGUUCUGGCAGUAUUAUGGAUAAUAUUCCUAGCAAGAUUAUGUUACUGUGGAGACGAUUUAGAGGUUAAAAACCUCAUUGAAGAUACUGAACAAGAAUCUUAUGAGUUAGAAGAACAUGCUCCUCUAUCUGAUCUAAAGGUCAAGGUAGACGAAUCUCUAUUCAAUGUAGAGAAUGGACAAGAGAAUGGUAUCAAGAUUCUCAGGUUGACUGUAAAGAAUGGCACCCCUACUAACGAACUUACCUUUGAUGGUCAGACAGUUUGGGAGGGUAAGAAAAAGUUGUGCUCUUCGACUGUCUUGUAUAUGGAUGGAGAGAAGCCCACUCUUGCAGUACUUGUUACCAGGGAUAAGAAUAAUAAGCAGGGGAAAGUCUAUAGAUACCAUGAUGGAAAGCAGUGGAAGGAUGAGAGAGAAUUUCAACAUAAAAGUAAGCUUGCGACACUUAUGGGAGAAACUUUAGACCUUUCUAACCCGGAUACCUCCAAGUUAGAUGUGCACACAGAAAAUGCAUAUGGAGUGUCAUUAAAGGAGUAUACUCCAAAAAGUGCCUUCCACAUAUCCUCUCUGACUGAUGGUGAUAAGGAACUAUGGAAGGCUGGAACUGGAGAAAUUUCUGGGUUUGUAACUUCUUGUACAAGGGGAGACUCUUCUCUCAUUACCAUAGGGAUAAACAAAGAUGAUGGCUCUGUACUAGAUUUAAAGUACUUUGAAAAGGUGGAAGGAGAUUAA
Theileria equi strain WA is the source of this 735-nucleotide messenger RNA. Its product is annotated as signal peptide containing protein. The transcript has a single exon. Lineage: Eukaryota; Apicomplexa; Aconoidasida; Piroplasmida; Theileriidae. The coding region runs from base 1 to 735 and encodes 244 amino acids. The record is from RefSeq and is a predicted model, not a curated record.